Messenger RNA from Lineus longissimus, 1179 nucleotides. RefSeq lists its product as uncharacterized. The record is from RefSeq and is a predicted model, not a curated record. NCBI's taxonomy places the organism in Eukaryota, Metazoa, Nemertea, Pilidiophora, Heteronemertea, Lineidae. The transcript is spliced from 2 exons. The coding region runs from base 1 to 1179 and encodes 392 amino acids.
AUGAAACGUGAUGUGAUUGACAAUCCUACAGCCCCAAUAAAACAGGUAUAUAAUGCUGCGGUUGCAAGAAUGCAGCGCCAUCCGGUUCAGGGAGGUGGAGAUCGGCCCCCUAGGGUCGAAGCUUACCAUUCAUUCAGAACAGUCUUGAAUCGCACGAGAGUAAGCCAACUCCCAGAGAUUCCCGUAGAAGUGGAGGAUGUUGUAAUAGAAGGACAGUGGGCUGAAACAUGGCUACAGGAGAGGUUUCUUCUACACCAAGACAAUGACUUGGGAAUCGCUCUUUUUGCUCCGGACGCCAAUUUAACAGCAUUGCAGCAGUGCCGUGAAAUAUACAUGGAUGGUACAUUCCGAUGUUGCCCACGCCCAUAUGUACAGUUCUUCACCAUCAUUGGGCGUUACCGUGGUUGGAUUGUGCCAUUGGUAACAGUGCUCAUGGCUAACAGAAAUAUCGGCUGUUACAGACAAGUUUUGACGGCCGUCAAGAGACAAGUUCGCCUCAUCACUCAUCGUCGCUGGCAACCGCAAAUAGUAAUAUGCGACUUCGAGCAGGCACUGAUCAAUGCAGUUGAAACCGAGCUCCCCAAUGCAGAUGUUCGCGGGUGCUACUUCCACUUCACCCAAAAUCUUUGGAGAAGAGUUCAAGAGCUGGGAUUGGCGGUGCCCUACCGUCGUAACCGCCGUCUGAGGAAAUGCAUUCGGAAAGUUAUGUCUCUUGGUUACCUCCCUAUGCCAAUCAUGCAAAUGAACUUCAAUUUGCUGCGUACUGCAAGGAGAACGACCAAUCUCAUUAACAGGUAUCCUGCCCUGAUGGACUUUUUCGCAUACAUCAUGAAUACCUACGUAAAUGGAACUUUCCCGCCAGCCCUCUGGAAUGUGUAUGAGAGGAACAUGGGCUUGCGUACAAACAACAACUUGGAAAGUUACCACAGAGUGUUGAAUGACACAGUUGUUGUCAAACACCCGUCGCUGUGGACGUUCAUUAGGCAUCUUAGGGACAUCCAGGCCAACGUCGAAAGUUCCAUUAAUUCUGCAGACCUAGGAGAUGCACCUCCACCGCGAAGACGGAAAUGGAGACAGCUAGAAGCAAGACUUCAGCGGCUAAAAGACCAGUACGUGAAUGGAGAGAGAGACCUUGACUCAUACUGGCAGGCAGUUUCUCACUGCGUCGGAUAUCAUUAG